Molecule: messenger RNA, 1500 nt
Organism: Mollisia scopiformis
Lineage: Eukaryota; Fungi; Ascomycota; Leotiomycetes; Helotiales; Mollisiaceae
Product: sugar transporter-like protein
Exons: 4
Coding region: 1-1500 (499 amino acids)
Biological process (GO): transmembrane transport; carbohydrate transport
Cellular component (GO): membrane
Molecular function (GO): carbohydrate:proton symporter activity
Source: RefSeq, a predicted model, not a curated record
AUGGCCGUCCUCGAAGGAAGAUUGCUUUUUACAGCAGUGACAACCCUCACCUGUCUUGGUUUCCUUCUCAUAGGAUAUGACAAUGGGCUCAUGGGAGGGUGUGUGCCUCUGGUCAAUUCCACAGCAUUCGGAGACACGUUCGAUACUCCCAGUGCAACUAUCACUGGUUUGAUAGUUGCCAUCUAUGAAGUCGGAUGUUUCUUUGGCAGUAUUGCCACAUCUCUCUGCGGCGAGCAAAUUGGUCGCAAGAAAUCAAUCGCUAUUGGUGUCGUGAUUAUGAUCAUUGGAGCUCUACUUCAAGCCACUGCUUAUACCAGAACUCACCUGAUUGUUGCAAGAAUCGUUUCGGGUGUGGGGAUGGGAUUUAUAAAUUCUACGGUUCCAGUCUUCCAAGCCGAAUUCAGUCCCAAAGCAACAAGAGGAUUAUAUGUCUGCAUGCAACUUUCGACUCUCAACCUUGGCAUCUUUCUUGCGUAUUGGAUCGACUACGGCUUCACAGAAUCAUACACCUCCUCCUUCGCCUGGCGCAUCCCAUGCAUUCUUCAAUGCAUCUUCCUCCUCCCAAUGCUCAUCCUUCUCCUCCUGGUCCCCGAAUCGCCAAGAUGGCUCGCUGCACAUUCUCGUGCAGACGAGUCCCUCUCAGUUCUCACUCGUCUCCACGCCUAUCACAGAACACCCCUCGAAAUAACCACUCUCCAUUCAUCUAUUGUCCAAACUUGCGAGUUCGAAGCCUCUGUCGGUGCUGGGAAAUGGUCUGAUCUGUUUCAUAAUGACUCAAUCCAAUCUCAACGUCGCUUUUUAAUCGCUUGUUCCAUUCAAUCGUUCCAACAACUCGGCGGAAUCAACGCCCUCAUCUACUACAGCAACACCCUCUUCUCCAAAUCCCUGCACUUCUCCCCACACCUCUCGGCCCUCAUGUCCGGCUUCCUGCAAACCUGGUUCUUCCUCGCCUCCUUCAUCCCCUGGCUCCUCAUCGACCGCAUCGGCCGGCGGCCCCUCCUCCUCUCCAUGAUCACCCUCAUGGCAGCCGUAAUGGCCGUACAAACCGGCCUGAUCUAUAACGUCGAGCACGCAACCGCCAUCGCGACCCCCUGCGGCAUCGCCGCCGCCGUCAUGCUGUUCGUGUUCGAGGGCGCAUUCACCAUCGGUUUCCAAGCCACGGUCUGGGUCUACCCAUCGGAGAUCCUGCCCCUGAGGUUGAGGCAGCGCGGCGCGGCGGUGAGUACGGCGUGUAAUUGGAUUUUUAAUUUCAUGGUGGUGAUGGUUACGCCGGUGAGUAUCCAGAAUGUGGGGUAUAGGACGUAUAUUAUCUUUGCGGUGCUGAAUGCGUGUUGGGUGCCGGUGAUUUUCUUUUUCUAUCCCGAGACGAAGGGGUUGGAAUUGGAGGAUGUGGAUCGGUUGUUUGCUAAGGAUGAGGGGGCGAGGGAGGGGUUGAGGGAGGUGGGAGUGAGGGAGGGGAGUACGGAUAAGUUUGAGGGGAACGGGGUUGAGGGUGUUUGA